UCACCCCUUUUUAGUAUAUUCAGCAAAUUAACUCAAAAAAUAAAGUAAAAAAUUUAUGUUUAAGAAUUUUCAUAUUUGAUUUAAUCCCUCUCCGCCCUGUAAUAUAAUCCCGCAACAACUUGCGACAAUACUUGUUUGUUGUUUGUCAAUUAGUCGAUAACACGACGUUGUUGUGGGAAAUGGCCGAUGUACAUAUCGUUAGGCCCAACUAUUAAAAUCCUGCAUAUAUAUAGUAAGUUCCUUGUUCAUAUUGAGUUUCGUAGAAACACCGAUGGGUCUAGAUGGGCCUGAAACGUUGGAAGUGCCGGAAAAAUGGGUAGAGUCAGGCUCGCACAAAGCGCGUAAUCGUAUCUUUGAAGGACGAUCCUACUAGUGUUGUGACAUGUCGCGUCGUUUGUUCGCAGCCGGGGGAAAACGUGCUAAAUGUUUUCAAUCAUAAAAUACAAGUUGGUACCUUAUCAAAGUUGACCUGCCAUUUUUAUUUCUUAAACUAAAUUUAAUAGUGUCUCGUUAUAACCAUCUAUUAUUUGCAAAGUUGUAAUAACAUAUCCUUGUGCAGUCAAACAAACAUGAUAACAUUGUUUACACAACACGUUUUACAAACAAAAAAUAUAAUAUUUUUAAUAAUUAUGACAAAUUUCAUCUCUUGUCGGCAAAUGUAGCCAACAAGUUUUACAAACUCACAACGAAGUUUUUUUCUUUUUGUUUUGUUAAAGAAAAAUCAUGGAAUUUUAAACUACAUAAACAUUUAUAAACUCACCGCGAAGACGGUGGAUUCUGUUGCUGAAUAAUAGAUUUUUUGUUAUAUUCUUUCACAAUUAAACAUAUAAAUUAAUUUUAAAAAUACUGGAGAGGGAGACCAGACACGAAACUUAUCAAAAGAGAAAAUGAAAUCCUAACAAACUCAAAGAUUUAUGCAGCAGUAGUAGCAGGCAACGGACUUAUUAGUUAUUUAACAAGUCUACGACACAAAUUUUUUUUUUUUAAAUGCAAAAAUGUGGAACAACAGAAUGGAACUAUAAAAGAAAAUAAAGAAGAAGAAUAUAAUCAGAAAAUGGAAUAAAAAUAAAAGCUGGUGGUCCAUUUCGUCACUUUAUAUGAUUCCUUACACAAUAAAAUAUCAAUUUAAAUUGACUCGAAUUACAUCGAAAUUUGAGAGAAUCAUAAACUAAAAGACCUUUUUACAAAGAAAAAGAAAAUACAGGGCUGCAAAGACAAUUAAAAUAUGAGUCCUCACAAGAAAUAAAAAAAAAAGCAUUUAUGAAAUUUAGCAUCUUUGUAACACGUAGAAAAGGCCAAAACAGAGAGCGGCCAAAACGGAAGCAAAAAAAGUCUCAUCAUUCUUUUCUUUUUUACUUCCAAUCUCCUCCCUUUGCUCAUUGCCAUAACCACACAACAGAGAAAAGUUUCUCUUUCUGUAAUUGCAAACUCUGUCUCUCAAUGAGCUGAUUAGUACAUUUUUGUCUCACCUUCUGAUCCAUAUAAUAUCUAACAGAUCAUGCACUCUUGCGUUUGCUUACGUUAAUUUGGUGGAGUUUCAUUAAUAAUAACAUUUUUAUAUUUUGAUCAUCAUUUUCUGUAAAGUGUUAAUUCUUAUUAAGGAGAACUUUUGGCCGUUCAUCAUCAUCAUUUGAUCCAAUGGCUGACAUCACUGAGGAUCCCACUGAUGUUGUUGUCAAAGAUGUUCAUGAGAUAUGUAUCAAGAAAGAUGCUGAAAAGAUCAUCGAUGACAAAACUGAGAAGAGCACGGGCUUGGAACCCGAGACAGAGUCCGAGCUCAAACCUGAAUCCGAGUUAGAUAUGCAAAAGCUGGUGGCUAUGUUCAAGAAACUGAAUCCUUUGGCUAAGGAGUUUUUUCCCUCUUACUACAGUCCCAAGAAGAAUGGUGAAACUACAGAAGGUAACCAAUUGCUGUCCGUUGAUGACGAUUUACCAACGGCUAAGAAGCAAUCUGGUGAAGAAUUUGAUUCUGAUGGAAAGAAGGAUGACAAUAACCGGAAGAAAAGAAACAAUUAUAGCCAAGGGAGGAAGAGGUUGACUGGAAGAAUUUCAAAAGCUCAGAGAGAGGAUAGUAUUAGGAGAACAGUGUAUGUUUCUGACAUUGACCAGAGUGUGACUGAGGAGGGUCUUGCUGCUUUGUUUAGUAACUGUGGACAAGUUGUUGACUGUCGAAUUUGUGGGGAUCCACAUUCAGUUCUUCGAUUUGCGUUUGUGGAGUUUGCUGAUGACCAGGGGGCACAUGAAGCUUUAAGCCUUGGUGGAACGAUGUUGGGGUACUACCCUGUGAGGGUCUUACCCUCAAAAACUGCUAUUCUUCCCGUGAAUCCCACAUUUCUUCCAAGGUCUGAAGAUGAAAGGGAGAUGUGUUCAAGGACAAUCUAUUGCACAAACAUUGACAAAAAGGUUUCUCAAGCUGACAUGAGAAACUUCUUUGAGUCAGCAUGUGGUGAGGUAACUCGUCUAAGGCUUCUUGGCGAUCAACUGCAUUCAACUCGCAUUGCUUUUGUUGAGUUUGCUCUGGCGGAUAGUGCAACUAGGGCGCUCAAUUGCAGCGGGAUGGUUGUUGGAUCCCAACCCAUAAGGGUAAGUCCAUCAAAGACACCAGUAAGGCCACGAAUCACUCGACCACCAUCUACAAACUAGAGAGAUGAUUGCAAACAUUUUGUUCCCUUCAGCAACUUUAUUUCUUUCGUUAUCUUUUAAGUUUUAGAACACUUAUCUCCACUUAUGCUAGUAGCUGGAAACACUAUGUUCCUGCUUCCGAAUUUGGAGUGUUCUUGUUAGGUUCUGAGAUACUUCUCUCUAUUUCAUCAUCUCUGUCUUUUGGAGCAUUUUCUUUUAAAAGUUCUUAUAUUUUCACAA
This is a messenger RNA of Brassica rapa (field mustard), 2862 nucleotides long. RefSeq names its product polyadenylate-binding protein-interacting protein 9. The record is from RefSeq and is a predicted model, not a curated record. NCBI's taxonomy places the organism in Eukaryota, Viridiplantae, Streptophyta, Magnoliopsida, Brassicales, Brassicaceae. Gene Ontology annotation, molecular function: RNA binding.